GCCCAGAAGCACGUCCUGGAUGAUAUUAACAAGGUCCCGAACCUCAGAGACCUCCUCUCCCGAGACAUGGCCGAGGUCAGGAAGGCAUUGGACGAAGACGCGACGAAGGCCGUCCUCAUUGGCUCCGUGAAUCUCGCCAAGCCCCUGGAGAAGCUGCGCCGCCAGAACAAGACUCUCCUUGGGGACCGCGACACGAGGGCCAACCUGGACGGCAGCGACUAG
Molecule: messenger RNA, 222 nt
Organism: Prorocentrum cordatum
Lineage: Eukaryota; Dinophyceae; Prorocentrales; Prorocentraceae
Source: the annotation of a GenBank genome assembly